Stylonychia lemnae is the source of this 375-nucleotide messenger RNA. Lineage: Eukaryota; Ciliophora; Spirotrichea; Sporadotrichida; Oxytrichidae. The record is from the annotation of a GenBank genome assembly.
AUGGAGGUUAAGUGUGCCACAUCUUUUGACGAGAGAUUCGAUCCCAACAAUGUCCUUAACAAAGAUAGCAAAAAGUUUUGGGUAACAACAGGGCUCUACCCCCAUGAGCUUCUAAUUGAUCUAGGCGGAACUAAGCCAAUUAAUGAAAUCAAAUUCAUAUCAACUGGAGCUAGAAAGAUUGUGAUAGAGGGAUGUAAGACAACCAAUGCCAGUGAGUUCAAGAAAGUAGGAGAGUCUAAGGAACUGAUGAACAAGACAGGCAUUCAAAAUGAAACUGUAAGAUUGACUGAUGCUGCUCCUUAUUGCCUCAUAAAGUUUACUAUUCAAGAGGGAUGGGAUGACUUUACUAGUGUUCACAACAUCGACUUCAACUGA